Messenger RNA from Dioszegia hungarica, 2343 nucleotides. Its product is annotated as putative heat shock protein. Gene Ontology annotation, molecular function: ATP-dependent protein folding chaperone; ATP binding. Gene Ontology annotation, biological process: protein folding. The transcript has 6 exons. The record is from RefSeq and is a predicted model, not a curated record. NCBI's taxonomy places the organism in Eukaryota, Fungi, Basidiomycota, Tremellomycetes, Tremellales, Bulleribasidiaceae. The coding region runs from base 1 to 2343 and encodes 780 amino acids. Gene Ontology annotation, cellular component: nucleus; cytosol.
AUGGCUAGCGUCGUCGGUAUCGAUCUCGGGAACUUGAACUCCAAAAUCGGUGUCGCCCGUCACCGUGGUAUUGACAUUAUCGUCAAUGAGGUGUCAAACCGAGCCACCCCCUCGCUCGUAUCCUUCACCCCUCGCCAACGAUUCAUUGGUGAAUCCGCCAAGACCGCCGAAACCUCCAACUUCAAAAACACCGUCGGGUCGUUGAAGCGAUUGAUUGGGCGGACACUGCAGGACCCCGAGGUUGAGGAGUAUGAGAAGAAGUUUAUCAAUGCUCAGCUCGUGGACGUGAACGGGACAAUUGGUGUCAAGGUCAACUACCUUGGCGAGCCCAACACCUUCACCUUUACACAGCUCGUCGCUUCCUACCUCGGCCGCCUGAGAGACAUUGCCGCUGCAGAGCUCAAGCAGGCCGUCUCGGACGUCGUCAUCGCCGUCCCCGGAUGGUACACCGACAUUCAGCGCCGCGCCCUCAUUGACGCCGCCAACAUUGCCGGCCUCAACCCCCUUCGUCUCAUCAACGACACCACCGCCGUCGCCCUCGGCUACGGUAUCACCAAGGCGGAUCUCCCCGAGUCGGCGGACGCUCAACGUCACGUCUGCUUUAUCGACGUCGGUCACUCCAACUACUCGGUCUCGGUCGUCGGCUUCUCCAAGGGCCAGCUGAAUGUCAAGUCGACCGCUUACGACCGCCACUUUGGUGGUCGUGACUUUGACUAUGCGCUGGUCCAGCACUUUGCCAAGGAGUUUGACAAAAAGUACAAGAUCGACGUCAUGAACUCGCCCAAGGCCGUCUUCCGGUUGACGACUGGGUGCGAGCGGAUGAAGAAGGUCCUGUCGGCGAACGGGGAGGCGCCCAUCAAUGUCGAGAGUUUGAUGAACGAUGUGGACGCGGUGGGGUCAUUGAAGAGGGAGGAGUUUGAGCAGUUGACCGAGUUCCUGCUCGCUCGCGUCCAGGACCCCAUCAAGGAGGCGCUGGCCAAGGCGGGGUUGACGGUGGACCAGAUCGAUGCGGUCGAGCUUGUCGGCGGAUCUACCCGUAUUCCCGCCAUCAAGGAGCGGAUCCAGUCGUUCUUCAACGGCAAGACCCUCGGCUUUACCCUCAACCAGGACGAGGCUAUUGCGCGCGGUGCCACCUUUGCCUGCGCCUCGCUUUCGCCCGUUUUCCGCGUGCGCGAGUUUGCCGUUCACGACAUUGCCACCUACCCCAUCAAGGUCACUUGGGAGAAGGAGGCCGGCAAUCCGGACGAGGACACGGAGCUCACCGUCUUCCCUACCGGCAAUCCCAUCCCAUCCACCAAGAUCCUCACCUUCUACCGCCAGGGUCCGUUCGAGCUCGAGGCAAGCUACGCCGAGCCCGAGAACCUCCCCAAGGGCACCAACCCCUGGAUUGGCAAAUUCACCGUCAAAAACGUCGAAAAGCCGGCAUCAGGCGAGCUCGCGGUUGUCAAGGUCAAGACGCGGUUGAACCUGCACGGUGUCCUCAACUUUGAAGGCGCGUACAUGGUCGAGGAGGUCGAGAAGGAGGAGACGGUGACGACCGGGGAGGGCGAGGACAAGAAGGAGGAGAAGAAGCUGGUCAAGAAGAUUCAGCGCAAGGGGGAUUGCCCGGUCGUUGCGCAGUACGCCGCGGUCGACAAGAAGCUGGUGGAUGACAUGACGGAGAAGGAGGGCAAGAUGGCCGCGGAUGACAAGCUGGUUAUGGAGACCGAGGACCGCAAAAACGCGCUUGAAGAGUACGUCUACGACAACCGGUCCAAGCUUGACGGCCGGUACGCCAUCUACGUCCAGGAGAAGGAGAAGAGCGAUCUCCUUGCUGGUCUGCAAGAGGCCGAGGACUGGCUCUACUCGGAGGAGGGCGAGGACGCGACCAAGUCGCAAUACGUUGAGCGUCUCGACAAGCUCAAGGUCAUGGGCGACCCGAUCCAGCUUCGGUGGAAGGAGAGUGAGGACCGGCCCAAGGCUGCGUCUGAGCUUCGUGAGGUCCUCAACACAUACCUCACUGCCGCGCAGUCUGGGGAUGAAAAGUACAGCCAUCUCCCGGAAGAGGACAUCAACAAAGUGAUUGAAAAGUGUGCCACCACUCAGCAAUGGCUCGACGAUGGUCUCUACCGCCAAGGCGAGAAGGCCAAGAACGUCAAGCCCGUCAUCAUCUCUUCCGAAAUCCUCAAGCGCAAGGAGGACGUCCAGUACACCUGCGCCGCCAUCAUCAACCGCCCCAAGCCCCGGGCCAAGACGACCGAGGCGCCCAAGGAGGAGAAGAAGGAGGCUCCCAAGCAGGAGGAGGAGAUGGAUGUUGAGGCGGAGGAUGGAGGACCCAAGAUUGAGGAGAUGGACGUUGAUUAA